AUGAAGGCUUCCUUCCCGUCACUCCCUUUCUCUCGCUCGUCUCUAUUCCCUUCCUCGCAUCGCAGGUGUGCUGUCCGAUAUUCAGGAUGUUGUGUCCAAUUGCGAUCGUCUCCGGGGUUCGAAGAGGUUGAAGAGACAGAGGGAAGAGGGGAAGGAAGGGCGUCGAUUCUCUGGCGACCCUUGUGGCAUAAUCGUCGUCAUCAGCAGCGCACAAAUGGGGGAAGGAGCAAACAACAAAAAAUCGACAUUUGGGGUGAAAUCAGGAACCAUCAUUGUUCGAUGUGGAUGGUUCAUCUGUCGAGCAAGGGAAAAGGAAAACGGAAGUAG
This is a messenger RNA of Lactuca virosa, 327 nucleotides long. The record is from the annotation of a GenBank genome assembly. NCBI's taxonomy places the organism in Eukaryota, Viridiplantae, Streptophyta, Magnoliopsida, Asterales, Asteraceae.